CGGAUGGGUCUUCUCGGCCUCACGCGGUUCGUUUUCGGCGCCAGUCCCCUUCCCCUCGGUGGCGGCCGGCGACUCGGCCUGUCCUGGUCCUUCCUGGGCGCGCAGCAGCUCCUCCCCGACCUGGACCCCUAGCUUUUUCAGCUGCUCGUCAGUCUCGGGGUCCACCACCAGCAGGCGCACCGCGUUGAGCGCGGCGCGGAUGCGGCUCACCACCUGCUGGUGGGUUUCCUUCUCGACAUUCUCGCCGUUCACUUCCACCAGCCGGUCCCCGGCCAGCAGCCCAGCUUUCUCAGCCGGCGAGCCGGGCUCCACCAGCCGGAUAAACUGGCCCGCCUUGCCUUUCUCCCCGUGCAGAUGGAAGCCGUAGCCAUUCGGACCUUUCUCCAGGCAGCAGAGCCGGGGCAGGGGAGCCCCGGCUGCCGCGUCCGUGCUCAUUUCGUCCUGCGACUGCUCAGCAGCGAGAAGUGGGGUCCCGUCGGGGGCCUGAGACGCGACGGCUCAGCCUUUCUCCCGGCCCUAGAACCGGGAGGCGAGCGGGAGCGUCGCAGAGAAUUGCCGGACGGGCGGAGAGCGCAGGUGUGCAGGGAACGCCGACCGGGAACGACAAGGAACCGACGGAGGAACGCGGACCAAUCCCCGCCCCGCGCGGCGUCUGAGCGUUCCAGAACCCGUCCAGCCCCUAGUCCUGGGGGCGGGGCCGCGCCGAGGGUGUGGAUUCCCGUGGGCCAAUCAGGGGCCACGAUCAGGGACGCUCGGGCCGGGUGAACGACGCCGGCCAAUGGGAAGGAGCGUGGGCGGGGCCUGCGUUCGGCGCGGCGCCCUGUGGCGGGCGAAGAAAGAGGGCUCAGGAAGUGGAAGUGUUUGUUACCAAGUGCCGGAGUUGGCCGGGCGGCAGGGGCGGGGCAGGGCCCCUGGCCCCAGGGAGUUCCAGGUACCGAGCGGCGGAAGACUGCGUUCUGUUUUCCCCCUUUGGCGUGGGUUGAAGAGAGCUAGCCCCCCGGGUUAAGCACCCUCGUGUUGUAACGGCCUUUAGCCAUGCCUGUCCUGGCGCUGGGAUGGAGGGGAGCAACUGUUGCCGGGGAAACCGCUCCCGCACUGGGGCAGCGAGGACCGGCCGUCGUAAGAACUGGACACAACAAAGUUGUUUAAAUAAGUGUCCCGAGACUUGGGUCAAGGGGUGCAGCUCCGAUACCUGCUGAAAAGUCGAGAGGGCUCAGCAGAGUCUGAGUCGUCACGACGCCUGGACAAGACAAGCCACCCAGGGCAAUGAGCGCACACUGGGCCAGCUUUUGGCCAGGGAGAUGCGGGGGGAAGAGAGGCUGAACGAUCAGGCUACUCCACUGCUCAGAAUGAAGUCACUGGUCCAAAGACUGAGAGUGGCCCAGAGCGGGGCUCACUGACUGUGCAGUGUAAUUACACCUCAAAGUGGAAGACCCACCGCAAGUACUGGUGUGGAGGAGCUCAGUGGAGUUCCUGCAGAGUCCUUGUUAUCACCACUGGGUCAGAGCAGGAGGUGAAGAAGGACCGUGUGUCCAUCAGGGAUGAUCAGGAAAAGCUCACGUUCAUGGUGACCAUGGUGGACCUCAGGACAGAAGACACUGGCUUUUACUGGUGUGCAAUUGAGAGGACUGGAAUUGACUAUAGGUUUCAAGUUAAUGUGAAUGUCGACCCAGCACCAACUACAGUGUCCACCACGGUCCCCACCACCAGUACGUAUGCAGCACCAGACCCCACCGAAAACACCGACAGCCUCCCGACUCUGACCAGCUACUACUCGAACAGCAGGCACCCCUUCACCGAGCUCAGCACCCUCCUCCCGCUCAUCUUUGCUGUGCUGCUGCUUCUCCUGAUGGCAGCCUCACUCCUGGCUUGGAGGAUAGUGAAGCGACAGAAGAAAGCCUCAGGGAUGGGCCUUCUGAUUCCAGAUUGUUUUACCUUUCAGAUGCGGGGCUGUCGCCAGAGCAGGUGCUGCAGCCCCUGGAGGAGGACCUCUGCUAUGCCAACCUGUCCCUGCAGCAGCCCAGAUCCUCCCCGGGCUCCUCCCGGAAAAAGGCCUCUACCAAAACCUCUGCCCAGGCUGACCAGGCUGAAGUGGAAUAUGUCACCAUGGCUCCCUUUCCAAGGGAGGAAAUUUCUUAUGCUUCUCUGUCUUUGGACGUCUCGGAUCAGGAGCCAACCUACAGCAACACCGGCCACCUUCCCAGCAGAGAUCAGAAGGAGCCCACAGAAUACAGCAGCAUCAGGAGGCCUUAGCCUGCGCUGGUGGCCUCCUCCUUGGGCCCUGCACGAGGCCUCUGGUGUUCUUGCUCAUCUGCUUUCUGCCCCAGCUCCCCGACCAGGAUCAACCAGUGGCUGAGGCUCUGCCUGAUCAGCCGCCAUGGGCUGCAGGUCUGGCCUGGGUUCAGGGCCCCGCCGCAGGGGGCUUUGGGGAAUUAGUAGCCUCUCUGCAUUCCUUCCUCUCCCACACAGAUUGGGAGGGGGCUGGGGAGAUGCUCUGGGGCUACCAUGGGAAUGAUAAUGAUGAUAAUAAUGGUAAUUAACCUUUAUUUAUUGCUUACUGUGUACAGGGGGACAGAAUAAUAGCCCCCAAAGAUGUCCACAACCUAAUUCCCAGAACCUGUGAAUGUACCUUUUAUGGCAAAAGAUGCUGUGCAUGAGAUUAAGCUAUGGAAUUUGAGGUGGAGAGAUUAUUCUGGAUUAUUCAGGAGGGCCCAAAAUAUAAUCACAAGGGUUUCCUAAGCAGGAGGCAAGGAAGUCAUAAAGGGAGAAGGCAAAGUGCCCCCAGAAGUGGAGGUUGGAGCAGUGUGGCCAGGAGUCAAGAAGGCUGCAGCCCCAGAACCUGGCAAGGCACCAGUUCUCUCCUGGAGCCUCCACAGGAGCCAGCCCCCAGCACCUUGGCUCAGUUGGCGGAACUGACUUUGUACUUCCGGCCUCCAAAACUGUAAGAGAAUAAAUCUGUAUUGUUUAAAGUUAAGCCACUAAAUUUGUAGUAAUCUGAUAUAAUAGCAGUGGGAUACUCUGUGGCAGGUGCUUUUCCUUACAUGUUUCACAUAUAGUAACUAGUUUAAUCCCCACAGGGUGCUUCUGUCAUUUACAGAGGAGAAAACCAAGGUAUAGAUAGGCUCAGCAACUUGCCUCAAGUUUUACAGUUGGUAGGUGUGUGAAUUGGACUUUGGUUCUGGAGUUUGAACCACUACCUUGCCCUGUCUGUGUAAGAAAGAUGGUGUGUGUGUGUGUGUGUGUGUGUGUGUGUGUGUGUGUACCCAUUCUCACAAUCAGGGGCAGCGAGUAUUUACAGGUGUUGGACUUAUUACCCUUUUUCUACGAUCCUGGCUGCCCUCUCUCCAGAAUAUGUCCUGAAUCCCAUGGUGUCUCAUCAGGUCCAUGGUUCCCAGCCCAGUGCAGGCCUCCAUCCCAUCUCCUGCCUGUUCUCCCUCUUUCAUUCUCUGCCUCUGAGUCUGUUCUGAGAGCAGCUAGAAUGAUCUUUUCAAAGCACAGAGCUGAUUACCCCUUGCUUAGGACCUUCCUCAGGCCUUAAGGGGCAGGGAAUCCACCCCUGCCUGGCCUCUGGGCUCCAUCUCCAUCCACUCUCCCUCUCCCCUGCUCUGCUCCAGCUGC
Molecule: messenger RNA, 3618 nt
Organism: Sciurus carolinensis (gray squirrel)
Lineage: Eukaryota; Metazoa; Chordata; Mammalia; Rodentia; Sciuridae
Product: CMRF35-like molecule 1
Exons: 7
Coding region: 1565-2356 (263 amino acids)
Cellular component (GO): plasma membrane
Molecular function (GO): transmembrane signaling receptor activity
Source: RefSeq, a predicted model, not a curated record